Morchella sextelata is the source of this 161-nucleotide messenger RNA. RefSeq lists its product as uncharacterized. The transcript has a single exon. The record is from RefSeq and is a predicted model, not a curated record. The annotation marks the transcript as partial. NCBI's taxonomy places the organism in Eukaryota, Fungi, Ascomycota, Pezizomycetes, Pezizales, Morchellaceae.
GGGAUAAUCUGGACACUUGCAGGAUAGCAGCUAUGAGAGCUGCUGAUACACUUAUGGCUGCUGAUGCUGCAGGUGCUGGAGGUGGUGGUAGUAGUGGUGGUAGAGGUGGUGGUGGUGGUAGAAGUGAUGGGCCAGCUGGAGGUGGUGGCAAUAGUGUUGAG